Anopheles coustani is the source of this 1820-nucleotide messenger RNA. RefSeq names its product conserved oligomeric Golgi complex subunit 8 (gene Cog8). The record is from RefSeq and is a predicted model, not a curated record. NCBI's taxonomy places the organism in Eukaryota, Metazoa, Arthropoda, Insecta, Diptera, Culicidae. Gene Ontology annotation, cellular component: COG complex. The transcript is spliced from 3 exons. The coding region runs from base 45 to 1820 and encodes 591 amino acids. Gene Ontology annotation, biological process: intra-Golgi vesicle-mediated transport.
UGGUGCUUUGGUGGAAUGUUUUUGUUGAUCAUCUGUUUACGAAAAUGGAUUACGAGAGUGAAAAGGUUUUAAAAUUCAUCUUUCCGGACGAUUAUGAAGAACUUGCGGCCCAAGACACAACCGACGUGGCCGAUUACCUGCACAAGCUCGGCACGUACAAGGCGGAAGAGCUGAAGAAGGAAAAGGUUCGCCUGCAGGACGAGCACCGGCAGAAUGUGGAGCAGACGCAGGACCUUGCCAUCUCGAACUACCACACGUUCAUCCGGACGGCGGAAAGUUCUCGCGAAAUCUAUCGCGAGUUUGUUGCGACGGAGCAGAAGCUCGAUUGUCUCGGUGAGAAGUGGCCCAAAUUCAUUGCCGCCUGCCAGUCGUUCCAGCAAAGCUCGGCCGACAUCAACGCGGCCCGGCGGCUCAACUCGUUGACGCUGAUGCGAAACGCGGAACUGCUGGAGAUUCUCGAGCUGCCCCAGCUGAUGGACAGCUGCAUCCGGGAGGGAAAGUACGAGGAAGCGCUGGAGCUGUCGGCGUACGUGCAGCGGUUGGCAACGAAGCAUGGUAACAUUCCGGUGAUUGAGAGUAUUAAUGAAGCGGUAGAAUCCGCCUGGCAUACGAUGUUAAUGCAGUUGCUAGCGCAGCUCCGCACCGAUCUGCAGCUCCCAAAGUGCCUCCAGGUGGUCGGCUAUCUGCGUCGAAUGCAAGCCUUCUCCACCUCCGAGCUGAAGCUUAAAUUCCUACAAGCGCGCACCAGCUGGCUGAAGGAUCUGCUUGCGUCCAUUCCGGAUGAAGACGCACAUCUGCAUCUCACGAAAACGAUCGAGGCGACAAGGGUGCAUCUGUUCAACAUCAUCACCCAGUAUCGGGCAAUCUUUCCCAUCGACGAUGCCGAAGACGCAUCGUUCCAGCUGCACGGCGCCGGGGGACAAGUCACGGCCGACCAUGAACGGUUGGCCGGUGAUGAUGGUAAAAUUUUCCACAGCUGGCUGCACGACCAGAUCAUGGACUUUGUGCGUACGCUCGAGCGCGAUCUUGCCUCGAACGAUAUAACCUCGUACGACACGAUCCUCGGCCAGUGCAUGUACUUUGGCCUAUCGUUUAGUCGCGUCGGUGUCGACUUUCGAGCCCUGGUGGCACCCGUGUUCGUGCGCGUCAUCGGUGAUGGGUUCCGGGCGGCCAUGGUUCGCGUGACGGCACAGUUCGAGCGUGAAAUCGAACGCUACACGCUGAUCAACAAAGUGCCCAGCAUGAUCAAGCGGCAGCGGGAGGAUCUCCGGGCUGGUGCGUCGUCCGAAGAUACUGCCGGAUCGGUACAACCGCCGGACAUGCUGCUCGACUUCGAACCGCUCGCACUCUACUGCAACGAACUGUUGAGUGUGUUCAACGAAUUGCGCCUCUGCUCGCCCAUCGCACUGGCCACGCGCGUAACGGAGCUGGUGGAGGGGUCGCUGGAGCAGGUUUGCCGUGGCAUUCUCGGGUUCUACCGGCAGGAGCAGCAGGCCUUCGCACCGACCGAGCGCGAGUGCUUCAUCAGGUUGUGUUCGUGCUUUGCCUACGACCUCAUCCCGUAUCUGCAGCGGUGCAUACACGUCAUUUUCCCCCCGGCGACCCUGGCCAGCCAUCUGGGCAUCAAUGUGCUCACGCUGCAGAAACACGGCAUCACGUAUUUGAGGCAAGUGAAAAUUCUCGAACCGAUCGCCUACCUGCUCCCGGAUCGGAUCGACACGGUGAUCAAGCAGGUGGCCGAUAUGAACGUGAAUCCUGCUGUCGAGGAGUCGGUGAGUCGGGAAGAAGCCAACGUGGACGUUAGUGUUACUGAUCAAUAA